AACCGAACUGUCAGUUUUGGAUGAAGUUUGACAGCACAACAUCGUGGAUUUGUGCGUGUGUGUGUUUGUUUAUUUGUUUGACAGUCUAUCUUGUUGUGCAAACGAAAACAAAACAGAUGGUACGCCAAUAGUGUUUAGAAAUUGGAAAAUUGUGCUUUUUUAUUAAAAUUCAACUUAAACCGAAAGAUGCAUAGUACAUAGUUGUCCUAUUCUUCAACUCCAUGCCAAAAUAAAGCAAGUUUUAAAUGGUUUUUGCAUAGUGCAGAAUGGUUAAAGUAGUAAAAAUCCAAAAUGCCUGCAUCAUGCGUUAUACCUGAUUGCGAUUUAAAAUACACGCAUAACGACGAUGUUUCAUUUCACAAAUUCCCUCUAAGAUUCCCGGAGCUUCUCAAGCAGUGGAUACAGUUCACCGGGCGCGAUGAGAAUUGGCACCCAACGAAAUGGAGCGCCCUUUGCAGUAGACACUUUGUGCCCAGUGAUUUCAAGGGAUGUGCUUCCCGCAAGAUAUUGCUCGCUUCGGCUGUACCUUCUAUUCGUCCCGCUGCAUCGAAAAUUCAAUCGGGCGAUCUCUCGUUGCCCGUAAUAUCGUACGAAACCGUUUGGUCCGAGGUGGGCCUUGCGCCUCCACGCCAUGAGUUGGAUUAUAUUCCCGCUGAUCUGGACAAUACUCCACUGAAUGGUACUCUUUGUUCUGUGAUAACGUCGGAAAGCGUGGAAGAAUAUGAGAGUGAUAUUCAGCUGAUUGAGAUUACCUGCCGAAUCUGUGGGGUCGUCUUUAGCCGUGCCGUGGAUAGCGUACUGACCGAUAUCGUACAAUCGGAAGAUGCAGUAAGGAAGUAUCUUCCUUUCGUCAAUCUUGACCUUCCGAAUCUGCCCCGUAAAAUCUGUCUACACUGUUCGAAGGUUGUUAAUGGAUUUUCAAAGUUCAGUGACAGUGUGUUGCGGGCUCAAUCCGAUGUAGAGCAUCGCUUUGCGCAACAAACCUUUGCACCUUUCGUACCAACGAAUCCUUUUCCAGAAGAAAGAUCCACCCAACAGGAUAUAGUUGCUGGAAAACCGAUGAACAUUAAGCAGGAACCUAUCACGAGUUUGAAUAUAAAGGAAGAAAAAACGGAAAACGCUAUCAACAGUGCACGGCAGAAGGAUUAUACUGCGACGGAGGAAUCGUUCGAUAGACCCAUGAUUAUUAAGAACCAAGCAGUAUCUGUCGAUCCGAAUAGAAUUUUUCUGUUUAAUAAUACCGGUCAGGAUAGUACGGGCUCAUCAGCUACAUCUACUACUGCCUCGCUGAUGAAGCAACAAAUGCGUGAAUCUUCGAAGAACUGCGAAAUACUUGAAAUUGUGAACCUUUAUCCACCCAUCGUGGACAUUACCAGUACAACAGUAACGGAAGUACAACCGUACGAAAUUACACUGCCAUCAGUUACCACAGAGCCAGCAUCGGAUACAUACCCAUCCAUGCCAUCUUCUAGUGCCUAUUCGACGCAGUUCGUCAGCAGCUUGAAGGUGGAAAAUACGACGGAACUGGAUGCGGAACAGGACGAUUUUUAUCUGCCGGAAAAGUUUCUCUUCAUCAACACACUCGAGGAGCAUAGCUACACCAAGUUGCCGAUACAAGCGGAUGAUAAUAAGGAUGAGAUUUUCCACGAUAUGGCCGUCGGAAACGGACAAUGGUUUGUAUCGACGGACAUUCCAACGCCGCACAAGAACGAACCAUUGCCGACGAGAAAUGUGUCCCACUGGUCGUGUAGGCUCUGUGAGCGACAAUUUACCGACUAUCGGCGAAUGUUGUGCCACCGGAUGUGGGAAUGUACCGUGCGAAGAAAGCUGUCCAAUUGCUGCAGAUUUUGCCGUCGUAAAUUUUGGUCCUGGGCAAAGGCACGAGUACAUCUGGGUUUGUGUGGUAAACGAGCGAUAAAAAUGAAAAAUAUCAAAUGGAAAAUGGUUCUUGCAAAAAUGAAACUUCGGCAAACUUCGGAUGCUUUAGCAGUGGAGUCAUCCGAUCGCAGUGGAGCCGUGCCAGAUAAGAAUUCUUGCUCAAUGUGUGAUAGAUCGUAUGCGAAUGCAUCAAAUUUACGGCGCCAUCUUGCUUCCCAUCGGCCACCGGAGCAGUGGAACCAUAAGUGUGGGGUUUGCCUCCGAAUCUUCGAUAAAUUGUUCGAUUUGAAGAAACAUCUUCAAAUUGCAUCCUGUGGCAAAGGUACCGUCCCGGUUACCGCUACAACAACUCCCGCAAAUCCUUCUGAAGAAACAAAAACAGAACUUCCCGCCGUGCGUGAUGUUAUAAAACCGAUCACAAAUCCCGCUCCAUCCGCUGCCUCCCAUCAUCUUCUGUACGUCUGUCCCACGUGUGACAAAAUGUUCCAAUCGUACAGUGGUUUAAAGGUACACGAACCGGUUCACACUGGCACGAAGGCGUACAUUUGCGAGAAAUGUGGCAAAUGUUUCUCGGGCCCAUCACACCUAUGGCAGCAUCAGCUUACACACUCCGAGUUGCGCCAGUACAACUGCAAACAGUGUCCGAAGGUAUUCAAGCGGAAGUGUGGUCUCAGCCAGCACGUUCGUGCCAUCCACAUGAAGAUUAAACCGUUCCAGUGUCCUACCUGUGGCCAUGAGUACGCACUAAAAGCCGACAUGACACGAUGUAGACAUUCUCGGCUGAACGAACCGACGCUGGUUUCGGGCUGCUAGUCAGACGAAUAGAAUAAAGGACGAAAUGAAACCUAAGCAGAAAAGUUUUCGGAUGCAAUUUCGAAAGAAUUGGGUGCAAUCUCAUCACAGC
Molecule: messenger RNA, 2782 nt
Organism: Anopheles funestus (African malaria mosquito)
Lineage: Eukaryota; Metazoa; Arthropoda; Insecta; Diptera; Culicidae
Exons: 2
Coding region: 292-2691 (799 amino acids)
Biological process (GO): regulation of DNA-templated transcription
Cellular component (GO): nucleus
Molecular function (GO): RNA polymerase II cis-regulatory region sequence-specific DNA binding; zinc ion binding; DNA-binding transcription factor activity, RNA polymerase II-specific
Source: RefSeq, a predicted model, not a curated record